Molecule: messenger RNA, 2427 nt
Organism: Bombina bombina (fire-bellied toad)
Lineage: Eukaryota; Metazoa; Chordata; Amphibia; Anura; Bombinatoridae
Product: gastrula zinc finger protein XlCGF17.1-like
Exons: 1
Coding region: 42-1118 (358 amino acids)
Biological process (GO): regulation of transcription by RNA polymerase II
Molecular function (GO): RNA polymerase II cis-regulatory region sequence-specific DNA binding; DNA-binding transcription factor activity
Source: RefSeq, a predicted model, not a curated record
CUCCCACAGAUGGAAAUGAAAUUAGCAGGUAAGAAUAAUUUAUGUUAUUUGUGACAUUAAUAAAUAACAUGACUCCUAUUUUAUUUCUUCUAACAGGUAGAUUCAUAGACUGUGAAAAUCCUAGUCAUGGCCAAAAUGCAGAUGCUUCAUUCAGUCUUUUGCAGAAUCAAAGAAAUCAUGUGGGAAAUGUAUGUUUUGAAUAUGGGAAAUCUUUCACCCAGAAUGCCCAUCAGACAGUUCAUACAGAUGAGAAAGCAUUUUCAUGUUCUGAAUGUGGCAAAUGUUUUACUCAGAAAUCACAUCUUUUUUCUCAUAAAAAAAAUCAUACGGGAAGAAAACACUUUUCAUGUUUAGAAUGUGGGAAAUGUUUUACUCUGAAAUCAUAUCUUAAUAGACAUCUGACAAUUCAUACAGGAGAAAAGGCAUUUUCAUGUUCUGAAUGUGGGAAAUGGUUUCCUCUGAAAUCACAUCUUACUGCACAUCAGACAAUUCAUACUGGAGAGAAACCAUUUUCCUGUUCUCAAUGUGGGAAAUGUUUUACUCAGAAAUCAAAUCUUAUUACUCAUCAUAAAAUUCAUGCAACAGAGAAAAAGUUCUCAUGUUCAGAAUGUGGGAAAUCUUUUAAUCUGAAAUCAUAUCUUCUUACUCAUCAAAGAAUUCAUUCAGGAGAGAAAGCAUUUUCAUGUUCUGACUGUGGGAAAUCUUUUACUCAAAAAUCACAUCUUAUUACUCAUCAGAAAAUUCAUACAAGGCAGAAAAUUAUUUGUUCGGAAUGCGGGGAAUGUUUUACUCGGCAAUCACAUCUUAUAAGACACCAGGCAAGACAUACAGGAGAAAACGCAUUUUCAUGUUCUGAAUGUGGAAAAUGUUUUACUCUGAAAUCAAAUCUUAUUAAACACCUGAAAAUUCAUACGGGAGAGAAAACAUUUUCAUGUUCAGAAUGUGGGAAAUGUUUUACUCUGAAAACAAAUCUUAUUACUCAUCAGACUAUUCAUACAGGAGAGAAAGCAUUUUCAUGUUCUGCAUGUGGGAAAUGUUUUGCUAGGAAAUCAAAUCUUAUUAGACAUCGGAAAAUCCAUAUAGGAAAUAAUCAUUUUGAUCUAAAAAAAAAAACGUGAGUAUUUGGAACCAUGUAAACUUUAGAAAACCCACGUAAGGGCUACCACUCUGACUGUUAAGCCCAGUUAGUAUAACUUAGCUCAAAUGAGAGUGCUCUCAGGUCAGAAAAUGAAUGUUAAAGGGACAUAAAACAGUAUGAACUAACAUAAGUUUCUAAAUAUAUAAUACAACCAAAGCUUACCUGCAAAAUGGUUACUGUUUUAACCACAUUAACUCCCUUAAUUCAGGCAUAGUUUUGUUUGCAGCAAGCUCCCCUUUCACAAAGUAUGUGACAUUAUCCCCAUGGAAACAAGCAAGCCUAUUGGCAAUAAACAAUAGCAACCUGCUGUCCCUCGUCAAUCCUUCCUUACUUGCAUAAGGUGCCGGGCAUGUGUUUUUUUUUUUACAUUUAGCCCUGGCAGGCAAGCAGACCACAGCAGCAGUCCUGAAGUUUUUUUUUGUAAUUUUAAUAGUGGUCAGUGCGGCAGUAAUGUGAGAAGUGAACUUGAGGGGAGAGUGAGAACAGGAACAGCAAAUGUUUACAGCCUGCACGCAGGCUUCUUUAGAGAGGAGUGGGCGAUAGUUGGCAAAUCUGAGCGGCCACUUUAAUUUCAUGCCUUCGUAUUUAAGCACGCCUGCCCUAAAAACAUGCAGCUGAUAAAGUCUCCCGAUGUUCUGAGAGAGCUUGAAAUUAAAGUUGCCGCUCAGAUUUGCCAACUACCGCCCACCCCUCUCUACAGAAGUCCGCAUGCAGGCUGUAAACAUUUGCUGUGUUUGGACACACAAAGCAGUACAGGUUUGACUGGCCCCUGGACAUGAGGAUAGUGUGCCAGUGGAAACGCUAAUCCAUGUUAAUGGAAACCAAAUGCUACAGGCUGUGGUUAUGCUGGUAAUUGAUUGGUUGCUAAAGUGAGGGAAACAGGAAUCGAUUCAGAAGCCAUUGCUGCCCUAUUUCUGACGUCAACGGUAGCAGAACUAUUCGGCAUUCUAGGUUUUUUGUUGGCAUUGACUGCUUAGUUCCCAACAUGGAAGGAAAGAACAGUUCAGAAGUAUAGAGACCAAGUUUAGCCAUGGACAUUCUACAGGGUGGUGAGUUUAAUUAGUGAAACGCUGAUGAGGCUUCUAUGUGUCACAAACCAGCUCAGUUGUUGCUGAAAAAUAUAGAGCUGGAUAUUAAAUUUAUAUUGGAAAACUUGCUCAACAAGCUGCUCUCUGUUUGUAUACAAGGGUCAGGUUAAAGCCUAAACAUAAUACUGCAACAUUAUUUAGAUCUCAAUAUGUUAUUUGUUUAUAUGAAAACCAAACAUCACAAUAAAGUGUUAAGGGGAA